Messenger RNA from Daucus carota subsp. sativus, 1342 nucleotides. RefSeq names its product protein BIG GRAIN 1-like A. Gene Ontology annotation, biological process: auxin-activated signaling pathway. The transcript has a single exon. The record is from RefSeq and is a predicted model, not a curated record. The coding region runs from base 156 to 1157 and encodes 333 amino acids. Lineage: Eukaryota; Viridiplantae; Streptophyta; Magnoliopsida; Apiales; Apiaceae.
AGCUUGUCAUGUGUUAUUAUUUCAUUAUUGCUUAUUUUCCUCCGCCACUAAAGACUUGUCUAACUUGUCUAUUUGAGUAGCCUGGCGUGCCUCCUUCAAAAUUCUACCCAUUCCCCCUCAUUCUUGCUGCAGUGUCUUCCUUCUCUAGGAAAAACAUGAGUACAUUUUCCGGAGACCCGAAAAAUGUACGACGAAAAACUCCGUCAUUUUCUUCAUCUCUGCUCGACUCGAUUUACAGAUCGAUAGAUGAGCCAUUGGGGAAAGAAGAAGAGAAUAGGAUGAGGAGAAAACCAGAGGUGGACUACGAAGAAGAGGUUCCAAGUCUGCGACGAGCCAUCAUGGUUGAGAAAUGGAUAGAAGAUCAUGGAAAUAAAAACAAAAAAACUAGCAAACAUGCUUUGAAGAAUUCUAAUGGCUCCAAUUCUUCAGAUUCCAGCUGCUGUGGCACCAUUUUUUCGUCGUCUGACAAUGAGUCCUCCGUGACAAGAUCAUUGCAGAAAUCGUCGUCUCUUCACACAAUGCAGACACCAAAGCGUGAAAAGAAGUUCAUUUCAACGACAAAAUCUAAGGCUCUGCAGAUCUAUAGUGAGUUCAAGAAAGUGAAGCAGCCAAUUUCUCCUGGAGGUCGAAUUGCUAGGCUUUUGAAUUCAUUUUUCAGCUCAAAAUCCAUAAAGAAACAAGACUGUAAUGAGGAUCUGUGCUCAGUAACAAAGUCACGAUCACUCAAAGACUUGUCUGCAACUUCUUAUGCAGCUUCUUCGUUAUCAAAGACGUGUUUCACCAAACCGCCAAGUAAAUUAGAGAGCAAUGGCAUGAAAAGGGCUGUGAGGUUUAGCCCUGUGAGUGUCAAUAUUGUCGGUGAAGAUUACAAGAAAAAAAAUGUUCACAAGGAUGAUCCGAGGAUCGUGUCUUUUCCUGUCACUAGGAAUCCGGAGAAGAAAAAUUACAAUGCAGCAGGCGGAGAUGUUCCUAAGUACAGAGGAACAUUUCAUAAAGUUGAGCAUGAAGAUCUUGAGGACGACAUGGCAAGCUGUUCUAGCUCAGAUCUGUUUGAGCUAGAUAACAUCUCGGUAGCAGCUUAUGCAGAGGAGCUCCCAGUUUACGGAACUACUAAGCUUAAAUCAAACAUGGUCAUUGCAAAUGGUUACGCUUUCUAGCAUUAGCUUAGUCAUCACUUGGCUAAUAAUUUAUUUUGUAACAAGGUGUAGAAGAAUGGUUAUAAGCAUUCGGGGUUUUAAAUGAAAAUUGGUUGAUCAUAGAAUGUUUAUCAACUUAGUAUCUCAUUUUAUUAUUACAUUCUGGCUCAUUAGUUACUCUGAAUCUCAACAUUGUUGUUUCUGAA